Molecule: messenger RNA, 2173 nt
Organism: Clarias gariepinus (North African catfish)
Lineage: Eukaryota; Metazoa; Chordata; Actinopteri; Siluriformes; Clariidae
Gene: nucb2a
Product: nucleobindin 2a
Exons: 13
Coding region: 132-1541 (469 amino acids)
Cellular component (GO): extracellular exosome; endoplasmic reticulum-Golgi intermediate compartment
Molecular function (GO): calcium ion binding
Source: RefSeq, a predicted model, not a curated record
CCCGCGUAGCGGACUCGGUGUAGUGAUGACGCGACACUGAGGAAGUUCAGUGCGGUGAUGAAAGAGCACCUGCGAGGAGCUGAGAGACACAAACACCUCGGAUUUAACUUCCCGCCGCAGAAACACACGCAAUGUCGUGGAUAAAAGCUCUCACCGCUUGCCUUGUGCUCUCCAGCCUGCUGUUCAGCUCCCAGUCAGUGCCUAUCAGUGUAGAUAAAACUAAAGUCAAGGUGCCAGAGGAGACGGUGCAGGAACCUCCUCAGAGUGUGGACACUGGACUGCAUUAUGACCGCUAUCUCAGGGAAGUUAUUGAUUUCCUCGAAAAAGACCAGCAUUUUAGAGAAAAGCUUCACAACACAGACAUGGAGGAUAUAAAGCAAGGGAAACUGGCUAAAGAGCUGGACUUCGUGAGCCACCACGUCAGGACGAAGCUGGACGAGUUGAAAAGGCAGGAAGUGAGUCGACUGAGGACGCUGAUCAAAGCCAAGCAGGACAUCGAAGGAGGGAACGACGUGGCCGUGGACCAUCAGGCUUUACUGAAGCAGUUCGAGUACCUGAACCACAUGAACCCUCACACGUUCGAGGUGGAAGAUCUGGACAGACUCAUCAAAUCAGCCACGAAGGAUUUGGAGAACUACGACAAAGAACGUCACGAGGAGUUUAAAAAGUACGAGAUGAUGAAGGAGCACGAGCGCCGCGAGCACCUGAAGACCCUCGACGAGGAGAGCAGAAAGAAAGAAGAGGAGCAUUACGAGGAGAUGAAGAAAAAGCACGCAGAUCACCCGAAAAUCAACCAUCCUGGAAGUCAGAAUCAGCUGAAGGAGGUGUGGGAGGAGGCGGACGGUCUCGACCCUGACGAUUUCGACCCCAAAACUUUCUUCAAUCUUCACGAUACGAACGGAGACGGAUUUUUUGACGAACAGGAAUUGGAGGCGCUGUUUACUAAAGAGCUGGAGAAAAUCUACGAUCCUGCUAACGAGGAGGACGACAUGGUGGAGAUGGAGGAGGAGAGGUUACGGAUGAGGGAACACGUCAUGAAUGAGGUUGACACAAACAAGGACCGUUUGGUCUCCUUAGACGAGUUCCUGGUCGCCACUAAGAAGAAAGAGUUCCUGGAGCCGGACAGUUGGGAGACUCUGGAGCAAAACCAGGCGUACACCGAGGAGGAGAUGCGCGAGUUUGAGGAACAUCUCGUCAGGCAGGAGCAGGACCUGAACGAGAAGACGGCCGAGUUGCAGAAGCAGCGUGACGAGCUGGAGAGACAGCAGGAGCAGCUCAACGCGCAGAAAAUAGAACUGCAACAAGCUGUAGAGCACAUGGAACGGUUAAAAACUCAGAAGGGUCCACCUGAAGUUCAUGUUGAGGGGAACGAAGUCCCAGAACCCCCUAAAAACGAGCACCAGCCUCCGCCCGCUGAUCACCAGCAGCUGCCCCCGGGACACCAGGACGCUCCUGCAGCUCAGCAGGAUUUGAGCCACAAUCAGCCUUUGCCUCAGGAUUCGCACCCCAAUGUCAUCCAGGACGUCCCACAAGUACCAUAGACAAAGACCGGUAUCAGGACUGUGCAGAUAAACACACAAGCGCCCCACUUAUUCUCCAGCGUCUGGAGGCGAUGCGUAAGGACCACUCACCCCUCUCUGUGUGUGUGUGUGCGUGUGUGUGUAUCCUCCAGUCUCUGCUGCUCAAUUAUGUUUCAUUUUAUCCUUUAUUUUAUCGUAUAAUCCUCCUCAUGCUGGUUUGACUCAUGGUCAAGGUAGUUUUUGCACAUUAAAAUUUUUUUUUUAAAGAUUACACAAAAGGGCACGAUGGAGAAAAAAAAUAAAGUCAUUCAUUUUAUUAUUUAAUCAUUUGCUCAGUCAAGUGUUUGAGGUUUACAGCUUAAGACAAUUAAAUACAAACAAGGUCCAGAUAAUUUCAACAAGGAAUGAAGUUGAUUAUAAACUUAAAUUGCAGAAUUAAUUUUGGUCUUAAAUUCAGGUAAAGAAAAGUUGAUCAUCAUACCAUGUGUUUUUAAAUUAUUUAAAGUCCAGUUGUUUACUCAUGGUGUAAGAAUGCUCAUUUUAAAAAGGUGCAUUGAAUUUUCUGCACAAAAUAAAAACAAAAAAAGAGAAAAGAAUGUCUCAUCUCAUUGUAUGGAUUUAUGUGUGAUGUUCUUAUUAAAGUUGUCAAGGCA